Messenger RNA from Cornus florida, 590 nucleotides. Its product is annotated as auxin-induced protein 15A-like. The coding region runs from base 65 to 364 and encodes 99 amino acids. NCBI's taxonomy places the organism in Eukaryota, Viridiplantae, Streptophyta, Magnoliopsida, Cornales, Cornaceae. Gene Ontology annotation, biological process: response to auxin. The transcript has a single exon. The record is from RefSeq and is a predicted model, not a curated record.
UAAUAUUGUAUAGCUUCCCUUCAUUUGAACAACCUUUUAAGGUCUGUUAACAUCUCUUCUAAAGAUGGGCAUCCGAUUGAUGGCGAUAGCUCAAGCCAAACAAAAGCUCCAACGCACUCUUUCGCCAAGAAGUGGAACAGUUUCUGCCACUAGUGAUGUUCCAAAAGGCCAUUUCGCAGUUUAUGUUGGAGAAGCUCAUAAGCGGUUUGUCAUUCCAAUAUCUUACUUGAACCAUCCUUUAUUCCGAAACUUGCUACAUCAGGCUGAAGAAGAAUUUGGAUUUGACCAUCCGAUGGGAGGUCUGACAAUUCCAUGCAGUGAAGACUACUUUAUUAGUCUCAGUUCUCUAUUAAACUCUUCAUAAAUGACAGAGACCGUACUCUUGCCUUUUGAUUGUUCCUCUGUGUGUAUGUCAUUGGUGAUUUUUUUGCCUUCCAAUUCAACGACGACAUAAUUUGAGACAGUCAAGCCAGUCUCUUCAAUUUUGUACGUAACAUGGGUUACUAUCAAAUCCAACCCAGAUUAUGUUUCACAAUAUCCCAUUUGUAAAUAAAAUUUUCAAUGUAAAGUUUCCUACUUUAUGACCUAAA